Messenger RNA from Diaporthe amygdali, 510 nucleotides. RefSeq lists its product as uncharacterized. The transcript has 3 exons. Bases 1 to 510 code for a protein of 169 amino acids. The record is from RefSeq and is a predicted model, not a curated record. Lineage: Eukaryota; Fungi; Ascomycota; Sordariomycetes; Diaporthales; Diaporthaceae.
AUGGUUCUCACCAUAUCUGCCCUCCUGGCGAUGGUUUGCCAUGGCACCGCCGCGCCUGAUCCCCAGUAUCAGAAGCCCAACGACGUCGUCGCCGUUGAGGAGAGCAGCGCCAGUAACCAGUGCCGUGACAGCUCUUUCUCCUACCUCGGCGACACGGACAAGAUGGUCCCCAUCGCAGACUGCAACAACCUCCUGGCCCUGUGGGAUCCGGGCCACUUCACCUACCAGCUGUCAUGCUGGGAGAACUCGACGGCCCUGGCGGACCACUUCUUCGUGCUGGCGGCGAACGGCAGCUGCGAGUUUGCAAUAAAGAGCAUCGACGGCCUUGAUAACACCAUCAUGCUUGGAGACCAGGACAUGAAGGAUCUUGUCCACACUUCUAUCGCCAGCUCGCGCGAUGGCGUCACCUUUGAGACGGUCGAGGGACAGAUGAAUUGCAACUCGGACGUUGCCAACAAUGGCGAAAGCAAUUUUGAGUGGACUAUAAGGACCCCUGGUAGUGUCAACUAG